Messenger RNA from Geodia barretti, 534 nucleotides. NCBI's taxonomy places the organism in Eukaryota, Metazoa, Porifera, Demospongiae, Tetractinellida, Geodiidae. The record is from the annotation of a GenBank genome assembly.
AUGAAAGAACAAGCCGAUGAACAUCUCCAAAUGGACGGAAAGAACAUGAUCGCAGUGGAAGUGGCGUUCAUUUCUAUUGAUGCGAGUAGUGGCGCACCGAUUCUCUUUUUGAGGGAGACAGAAGGCGAUCCAAAAUUGGUGCUACCUAUAUGGAUCGGACAGGGGGAGGCGCUCUCAAUUCAAUUCCAGCUCAAAGGUGAAGAGCCGCUACGUCCGAUGACACAUGACCUCAUGAAAAACAUCAUCGAAAGCCUUGAUGGGACAGUUGAUGCGGUCUACGUACAUACCAUGAAAGACUCAACCUAUUUUGGGCAGAUCAAUGUGGUAGCCAAUGGCAAAACGUUGGAGAUUGAUGCUCGCCCAAGCGAUUCGAUCGCGCUCGCCUUGAGAUUAGAAGUGCCUAUCUAUGUGGCAGAAUCGAUUGUUCAAGAGAUUGGCUUCCCUGAGACAGAGUUGAGGGAAGCAGAGCGGCAGCAGUCUCAAGACGAGUUAGAGCAUUUAGAUGAAGAAACACUGGGCAGAUAUACGGUGUAA